AUGGCAGGCACUUGUAUUACUACUAUUAAAUUAUUAGGAGUUGGAUCAUUAGGUUUAUUAUCAUCAUCUAUAAUCUAUCAAUCAUUGACAAAGUUACCUGAGUUCAUCCAUCAAUUCAAUUGUCAAUUCAAUACCGACAAAGAUAAUGGUACUAAUAGUUCAAUAACAUUAUUUGAACAACAAUUAUAUCGUCUUAAAAACAUUAUAUUUGGCAAUCGAUUGAUUAAUGGAGCUUUAACUACUAUAAGCACUGGAUUGUUUGCUUUAGCGUUCAAAUAUUCUGUUAGUAAUGAAAGACAUCCUUAUUUGAUAUAUGCUGCUCUUGGCGCUCCUUUAAGUUUGAUUAGUUUAUACUACAAUAUCUAUUCUGUUGAAGAAAAGAUUUUGUUCCAACAACAGCAGCAACAAAAGAGUAAAUCAGCUGGUGUUGGCAAAACCAAAAAGAAACUGAAGAAUGUUGAAGCGAGUGCUGGUAAACAAGAAGAAGAUCAAGCAUAUGAUGAUGAACCUGCUGAAUUGAUUAGUAAAAUAACUUCAAGUGAUUCUUUAUUGGGUAAAUCAUAUGUUCAUCUUUCUGAUGAAUCAGGAAUAUCUACUCCAAAUUCAACCACAUCUCAUCCUUCAACUCCUAAACUUGAACCAAACCAACAAGAACAAGAACAGCCUACAGCUGCUGCUGUUGAUGAUGAGGUUGAACUUGAAGUUGAACAAGAGGUUGAAAAUAUUUUAAUCAAAAAACAAGUUGUACAAAAUUUGAAGAAAAUUGAAUCUGGAUAUACCAUUGCUAGUUAUGUUUCUGGAAUUAGUUUUGUGAUUGCUUCAAUUGGAUUAAUUGGUGAUUAUUAUUAUUUCUAA
Messenger RNA from Candida dubliniensis CD36, 855 nucleotides. RefSeq lists its product as uncharacterized. Lineage: Eukaryota; Fungi; Ascomycota; Pichiomycetes; Serinales; Debaryomycetaceae. Gene Ontology annotation, cellular component: mitochondrion. The transcript has a single exon. The coding region runs from base 1 to 855 and encodes 284 amino acids. The record is from RefSeq and is a predicted model, not a curated record. Gene Ontology annotation, biological process: autophagy of mitochondrion.